CCCCUCAGCCGCGCCUGCGUAAUUGGGGGCUAUGGGUCAGUGGUGGAAUAUUGCCUUGGGGGGGACGGGCCCAAUGGGUCUGCACCUGGUCUAGUCUCUCUUAAAUCUUUCAGCCAGAACAUUUUUCCCAGGGUGGAAAUGUCCAACACUGGAGAGCAUAGCUAUAAGGUGAGAGGGGGAAGUUUAAUGGUGUGACAACAGUUAGUACGGGGCAAAUUUUUUGCACAGAGGAUGGUGGGGUCUGGGACGUAUUGCCAGGGUUGGUGGUGGAGGCAGUUACAAUAGUGGCAUUUAAGGGGCUUUUUGGUAGGAAUAUGGAAGUACAGGGAAGAGAGGGUCAUGGAUCAUGUGCAUGCAGAUGAGAUCAGUUCAGCUAGGCAUCAUGCUCGGCACAAACAUUGUGGGCCGAAGGGCCUGUGCGGUACUGUUCUAUGUUCUAUAAUCAUGAAUUCCCCACCAUCUGGGGCAUACUCAAUUCUUGCUGCCACCAUUGGCAGGAGGUACAGAAGCCUCAUCACCAGGUUCGGGGACAGCUACUUUCCUAUAACUAUCAGGUUCUUGAACUAUAACCAACCUGGAAAACCCUAAUCCUACCUCAGCAAAGACACACUGGACCACUUCUAGUACUGUCAUUAGUAUGUUUGUUUGGUAUGAUGCUGCAGCAAGCACGCUUUCCAUUGUUUCAGUGUAACUCAUCCUAAUGCAAAUGACAAUAAACUUGACUCAACUCGAGUUGAUGGGACGAUGCAGUUUAUUUAUUCUAAUUGGUGAAAUAUUGAGAGGCCUUGGAAGUGACCAUGGUUUGUUGUGCUAAACUUAAUGGGUUAUAUCAUAGUGAUCAACACCCCUGCUUCUCCUGACAAUGCCUUCUUCAGUGUCAUUAAUAGAGGUAGUACGGAACCUGGUCUUCCAAACAUUUCACCAAAAUUAUUAUAAGGACCCAUGUGUGUCACUGGGCACUACUUUAUACUUUUAGAUGACAGGCACCCCAGUUCCUUGCAGAAUGUCAAUUUGGAAUUGUCUGUGUAUAUGCAGUGCUAAAGCUACUUCCAGGCCAACACCCUUCCGUUGUUUAUGUACUUACUCAAUUUUAUUUUCAAUUGUGCAUAAAAUCAUCUGUCCUUUUGCUGAUUUAUUGCACGGAGACAACUGUUAAUAUGUAACCCCUAAUCUCUUGGAGAAUAAUUGGAUUUUGUUAAUUAACAAAAUGUUCCUUUUAAAUCCGUUCCGUUGUCUGAAAGGAGGCAGACUGCACGCUCCUGCUUCAGUACUGCCCUUUUUCUACAUAUGCUCCAUAGGAAAUGUUCUGACUUGCUGAAAGCCUGCUGCUGUAAAGCAGAUCAUACUUAGUUUUCUCCUUUUCUAGAAAACUGUCGUUUGUAGCCAAUUUCUGUCACCACAUUGAGGGACGACCUUCUCAGAGCCAUUGGGCGUGCGGUAGAAAUUCACAGCACAUCUCAGUUGCUAUAGCAACAGCAGUCUGUCCCAUAGUGAGCUGUAUCAUCUGACUGAUGUCAUAGCAGCAUGCAGCAGGUCAAACCAGGCACCUCCUAGCGCAUCCUACAGAUGUGAACAAACCGAAAGGAAGAUGGCAUAAAGGGAAAAGGGAGAAAAACAUCAAGAUAGAACUAGCAAUCUGUAGACCUACGAAAAAAAGUUGAUAUUCCAGGACAAUAGUGAACACUGGCAUCAAUAAACGCCACAGCCAUGAGUAUCAUACUGUCCCCCAUGAGGAGCCAAGAGCCGGAUGCAAUGCCAACAGACGCAUCUCCCAUGAUCACAAACAUUACCCCUCUAGAAGAACCGGAGGAGGGGAGAAGGGUAAAAGAAUUUGAUGUUAUCCAGCGCUAUGAGAAGCCUCCCCCACUUCACACUGGCGCAGAUUGGAAAGUGGUCCUACACCUGCCAGAAAUUGAAACAUGGCUUCGAAUGACAUCAGAGCGAGUUCGAGACCUUACCUAUUCUGUGCAACAAGAUUCUGAGAAUAAGCAUGUUGAUGUUCACCUGGUGCAGCUAAAGGAUAUUUGUGAAGAUAUUUCUGAUCAUGUGGAGCUGAUCCACGCCCUGCUAGAGACAGAAAUAUCAUUGAAGCUUCUCUCUUAUUCAGUCAAUAUUCUGGUGGACAUCCAUACUGUUCAACUUCUGUGGCAUCAGCUACGUGUUUCAGUUCUUGUGCUGCGUGAAAGAAUCCUACAGGGUCUCCAGGAUUCCAACGGAAACUAUACCAGGCAGACCGACAUUCUUCAGGCUUUCAGCGAAGACAGAAAAGAGACCUGCUUGGACACACUGACUGAAGUUGAUGAUGCAGGUCAGCUGACUAUUAAAUGUUCAAAAGACUAUUUUUCUUUGGAUUGUGGUAUUACUGCCUUUGAACUGUCUGACUACAGUCCAAGUGAAGACCUGCCCUGUGACUCAGAGGCCAACAUGACAUCGAGUUCAAGCUCCAAGUCGACGUCAAAAUCUUUUGGGCAUUGGAACUCUGAUCUGAAAAGAGCCUUUCCAGAGUUGGGUUUAUCUUCUGCGCCUAUUGAACAUUACGCUUCCCAUCAAGAGGAAAUGAAGGCAAGAGAUGAACAACAGCUGACCAUUACAGAUCACCUGACUUCAAUGCAGGAUAAUAAGGACACAGUCAUCUCCAAAAUAUCACCAACAUCAAAAAACCAUCCAGCCUCGUCUCAGACUCCACCUGCCGAGUGUGCCACAACCCAAAAUGAAAUGAUUAAGAACUCCAAAAUAAUUUCUGAUAAUAAUAUGGAUGAUUUAGAGACAAAAAAUUGUGCCCAAAUGCAUACUUCCAGUGCAAAUAGCAUCUACUGCGAGAACGCAACACCAAAAAGAACAAUUACAGAUUGUUUCAAUUAUAAUGAGGCGUCCCCUACGCAACCUUCCUUACCUAAAAGAGCUUUGUAUUUAGAUGAAAUUUCUAAGGAUGACUUGGAGGUUAGUUGCUGCAGAAUUUUACCUUCUGACUUCUCCCACAAAGCAGAAAUGAGCAGAAGUACACCCACUCUUCUUGAUCAUCCAGACAGAUCCAAACUUUGGCUGAAUUUGUCUUCAUCCUACCCAAGCACUUCAAUUGCUGCUACCAGUCGCUCAUACGAUGAAUUAAACAAAAAGGUCAGCACUGACAAUGGAUACCUGAGUUCACAUUCACAAUGUAAUUUAAGAAAGGCAACUUCAGGCACAGAUACAAUCCAUGUCCAACAUCAAACAAAAAUUUCUCCCGUUAGUAAAUCAUGUGAUCUUCAUGAUUCCACGCAAUCUAACAAUAUAUCUUUGCGAAGCCCCAAACAGCACUGCAGCAAACCUUUAUCUCAAAACAUCAAUUCUCCAUUGCACAAACAACAGAAUUAUAUUUCUGUUACAUCCGAACAAACCUCCCCAUAUCAAAAGCAACCGGAAGCCACAUUUGCAAUAAAGAGUUUCCAGCCAUGUUGUUCUCCAUAUACAAAAACUCCAGGUGGAGAAAAUAAUAAUAGUUCCAAACUCUUUAAUUCAGAUACAUUGAAUGAUAAGUACAAGGAAAGUAAUACAUCUGUGUCCUCUGGGUGUCAGAAUCAGGUGUCUGGUAGUAAAUGUAAAAAUAAGUUACCCACCAGACAUGGUUUGGAAGCAGCUUCACAGCUUCCUAUUCAAACUUCAGAUAAUAUGGCCAGGGUAGAUUCUGCAUGUUGUAGCUCCACUGCAUCUUUGCCACAACAGGAAACAUGGACAGAGAAUAGCGAAAACGAAAGUCAAACUGCUGAAAAUGAUAAAGUUGACACUUGGUUUGGAUUAAAUGAGUAUCUGGCUCUUCCAUCCCAUCUGAAGGAAACUGAAGUGUUGGCUUUAAAGCUGGAGAAUUUGACAAAGCUGUUGUCACAGACACCUGAAGGUGAAGCACUUCAGAAUAUUGAUGACUGGGAGCUUUCAGAAGCAAAUUCAGUCACUGAGGUAAAUCCAUCAAUUCUUAAUGGAAGGGAGAACAGAAAAUGGAUCCCAGAAAAUGAAACUAUUUCUACAACGUCUUCAAGUGAUAUAGCAUCCUCCCUGGAGGACAGCAUUGAAUCAGGCCCACUCAGCGACAUCCUGUCAGAUGAUGAAUUAUCAGUAGCAGAAACAAAUGGCAAACACCAGACGAUAUGCCAACUCUCACACCAUUGGUUAACACAGGUGCCAAAAAAUGCCUUGAAUGGUGCUUCUUCCAAAACAAGUCUUGUUCAACAGCUACGGGAAGAUAUUCAGCAGAAACAGAAUAACAGCUUUGUCUGGGGAAAGAUCGAGGCCUUUGUAAAUAAACUUGAUGAAUUGAUUUGUUGGUUGUUUGAAGCAAUGGAAACAACAGAAAAUUGGACACCUCCAAAAGCUGACAUAAGCAGUCUGAAACUUUACCUGGAAACACAUCUGAGUUUUAAACUUAACGUAGACAGUCACUGUGCACUUAAAGAUGCUGUGGUGGAAGAGGGACAGCAGCUUCUGGAACUCAUUGAAUCUCACAAAUCAGGAUUGAAAGACAUGCUACAGAUUAUUGCAAGUCAGUGGCAGGAACUACAGAAGCAAAUCAAACGCCAGCACAGUUGGAUUCUUCGAGCCCUGGACAUAAUCAAAGCAGACAUAUUGGCAACUGAUGUAACUGCACAUGGUUUAGAAGGUACUGGGAAUCCCAAGGGAGAGAUACAGCUUAUCAAUCUGGAAACCAGAAGAGAUGCUGUGGAGCAGAUGUCACUGAAGCUAUAUAAUGAACAGUAUACGAGCAGCAACAAACGGAAGCAAGAAUUUGCCGCAAUGUCAAAGGUCAAUCGAGUGGAUGCUUACAGCCUUUUGGACUUUGAAUCGGAACACCAGGAGCUGUGGGAUUGGCUGAUUGACAUGGAAUCCAUAGUGAUGGACACCCAUGACCUGAUGAUGUCAGAAGAGCAGCAGCAGCAUCUUUACAAGGGCUACAACACAGAACUGUCUAUGUGGCUUCCAAAGAAAAUACAUUUACUGAAGAAGGUGGAAUCGCUAAGACGAGCUGGUAUCUCAUUAUCCUGUGAUAUCCUUGAAAAAGUAGAGGGAAUUAAAGACAAAUGGCAUCUGUUGGAGAGAAAACUUAGAGAGAAGACUCAAGAUGCAGCAUUGGGGCCAAAUGGGGCAGGAACAUGCGAUCUUUUGUCACCUGAAAGCAGCAGCCUGGUGAGGCAGCUUGAGAUCAGGAUCAAAGAAAUGAAAGGCUGGAUGCGAGAUACAGAGCUUUUCAUCUUUAACUCCUGCCUGCUUCAAGAAAAAGAAGGAACUGCAGAAGCCCAGAAAAAACUUCAGUAUUUUAAGUCACUGUGCUCUGAAAUUAAACAACGUCGGCGUGGCAUAAUUUCUGUACUGCACUUAUGCCAACGUCUCCUCGAUGACACAGAUUCGAGCUGUUUGGAAGCUGAUCGUCAGUCAAUGAAACUUGUUAUUGUGAACCUGGAGAGAAGGUGGGAAGCCAUAAUAAUGCAAACUGUCCAGUGGCAGAAUAGACUACAAAAGCAACUAGGAAAAGAAAAGGUCUCUUCAAGCUGUAUUGAACCUGGCCUGAUGAAUUUAAAUAUCUCAGGUGAAGAUUCACUGGAAUGGGAUGAGACAGACAUGAGUUACAAUUUGAUUGGUAUUCGUGAUGAGACACUUGAUCUUGCAUGUGAACAGAAUGACAUAUCAAAAUUUUCACUUGAGCCGAUGAACAAUCUCGUUGAUGAGCUUCUACUGGAUCAUUACAGCAGCGGCCCUGGAGAAUCACUGUACAGUCCUGGUGAACCACCUUCUUCUUCUUCUUAUCCAUAUUCCCAUCAGCACCACACCCUACAUAAUCUACAGCUUCUUGGAAAAGAUUGUUCAUCAUUUUUCAAUAAUGCAUCAAAUGUUUCCAAUGCAAAGCUGCUCACCAAUUUAGUGAGGAGUGCAAGUAAAGAUUAUUCGUUCUCAUCUGAUGAUUCUUUGCCAGACCUACUGGGUGAUUUCAUUCCAGUGAGACAAGACAAACCAAUGGCACUGAGGCCUGAGAGCAAGAGUGGAAUAGUCAGCGAGGGUAAUACUGAAACAACCUCUCUGUCAAACCAAGAUGAUCGAGUGCAAACUAAGCUAUCUACCAAACCUCUCCACCCCCUAAUAGAACUGAAACAUAGAGACUGCCCAAUUCAAUCAUGCAUUUGUAAAAGACAAGACCUUUGUGAAAAAAAGGAAAUAAAGAAUGUAACAAAGAUACAAAGAACAAAAUAUGAUGUACAAUUGUCAGAAGAUUUUCAAUCACUGUCUCUGAGCAAUGAGGGGAAUUUACAGCAAUUUCAAAUGAAUAAAAUCAGUUCGAAGGAUAUUUCAAAAGAUCUGGAGGCACAAUAUGAUGUGUUCACAUUUUAUGACUAUUCUUACCUGCAGGGCCCUGAGCUUGAGUUAGGUAUAACUCACUCCCCUGAAGAAAAUGUAACUACUGAUGCGAAUGUGAGCACAAAACCAGAUUAUGUUGAAAUUAUUUGUAAAAAUGGAUUCUCACCUUCAGAUGGCAAACUGGACUGUGCUAUGGCAGAAAAAUGUCUGCUAGUAUCAUCAAGUAGAGGUAACCUUGAAACUGAUUUUAGAGCAGUAGAUGAUAAUGGAGUAGCUCCAGAUGAAUAUCUGAAAAAUGAAACAGAUCUCAUAUUUUUGUCCCAUAGGUCAUCUGUGGAGUCACUUUCAUUUGCUGGUGACAUAUUUAGCCAUGUAACUAACAAUCACAAAAAUGGUGAUCUUCAUCGUAGUACUUCCUUAGAUAGUUGGGGUAAUUCAUGCAAGAUAACAGAGGAGUUACUUGGCCUCCAGGGUCCAGGGGACAUUAGUGUGGGUGUUGAAGCAGUGGGGGAGCUGAGUAAGAGAACUUUGGACCUAUUGAAACGUUUAGAAAACAUUCAGAAUCCAGUAAGUCCAAAAAUGAAACGUAGUGUUUCAGACAUCACACUGCAGAGUAAUUCUCUUAAAAUGUCAUUCACUGGCCAACCAUCAUUCGAUGCCACUUCCUCAGCCAAUGAAGAUUCUGCUGCUUCUCUCACAGAACUAAGCAGCAGUGAUGAGCUUUCCUUGUGCUCUGAAGACAUAAUUGUGCAUAAAAAUAGAAUUUUGGAUUCAAAUGCAUCAUUCAAAAAGCGUAUUAAUCACUCAAUGACUGAUGAAGCUGAUACCAAUAUAAGCAUGAUUGUAAAUGUGUCUUGUACUUCUGCUUGCACUGAUGAAGAAGACGAUAGUGAUUUGCUUUCCAGUUCAACCCUUACGCUAACUGAGGAGGAACUGUGCAUUAAGGAUGAUGAUGAUUCCAGUAUUGCUACAGACGAUGACAUUAAUGAAGAAAGUAAUUGCAUUUUAGAUGGAGACUACAUGAAGAAUGAUUUCCACCACUGGAUUAAACCAAUCUUUGCUGUCCCUGCAAAAGGAAAGAAAAAAAUGAAUCCAAAAUUGAAUCCAGAAGAAAAGGAUUUGAGCAAGACAGACCCUAAUAGUUUCAGGUUAUCUGCUUUCAAAAAUACUUCUUCACUUUAUCCAUUUUUGAACAGUCCAGUAUUUAAGCAGCUGGAGUCUAAAGAUCAUAAAAGUAGUUCUCUCUAUCCAAAUGAAAAACAUUUCAUGCAGACUGGAAUGGAAACUCUUAGACAAUGUACUCACCAUUUAAGAGAUGACCUGGAGAAUGGCAAUGUGGAAAAAUCUGUAUCAAAACAUGAAAAUAAACAAAAUAAAGUAUUAGAUAGCAAGGUACAUUAUUCCUUUGAAAAGGGGCGAAAUACCAGCAAAAUUCAUAGAACUGAAUGUUUGCAAUCUGAAUUGCUUGAUAGUACAAUUGAGCAAAAACCAGAAUCACAACACGUUCUAGUUUCUAGAUCCCCUACCCAAUCCAAAGAGAAGGGUAAAAAUAUUAUAUGUUUGGAAGACAAAAGAUUUGCAAACAAACAUUUAUUGUCACCUAUUUUUAAUACUGAUGAGGAGGUUAUUUGCAUGAAAAGAUUUGAAAAGUUAAAUGAUAUUGGAGUAUUAGGUGGGAAAAAAGUUCCAACAAGUGAACAUAGGAGUAAACAACAACAUCAAGAUUCCAAAGCAGAACUGAUGUUUAACUGCCACAGUGACGAAGAUACUACCAGUAAAUAUUUAGCUGGAGAAUGUUCAUCUCAUCAUAAUUUAGAAAACACACAGUUGGAGGAAGUUAACAAGGAUUGUGCAAAAGCUAUUUCGAACUGUGCUUGCCACUCUAAUAUUUCCCAUAGUGAGGAGGAAGAAGAUAGUUCUGUUCAUAAUUUUGUGAUGGAAAUUAUUGAUAUGGCAUCUUCGGCCUUGAAGAACAUCUCACACAAUGACUCUGAAAUGGUGAGUCCAACAUCAGUGGCUCAGAUCAAGGAAAAAGUGUUGGAACAUUCUCACCGAGCUUUGCAGCUGCGAAAAGGAGACUUUUACUCCUACCUGUCCAUAUCAUCACAUGACAGUGACUGUGGUGAGGUAAACACUUGCAUUGAUGAGAAAAGCAGCACACCACUGCCUUUAGAUUUAAAUGAAGAGGCUAGACUGGAAAACAUUGGUGAAGAUGAUAAACUCCUUUGUGAAGAUUUUACAGAACAAUCCCAUAAAUCCCGCUCACUUGAUUCUACGUUACAAAGGGACACUGUUCCAGAUGAAUUACCUUUGCCAAAUGAUGGAUUGGACAUGAUGCCGUUAAAUGCUAUUCAUGUGCCACCAGUUAAUCAAAAGACAUGCAGUGGAAAUCUAAGUGAAAUUAACAAAAUCACUAAGAAUCUAGAUACAUGUUUUGUUCCCAUUAAUCAAACAAGUAAUACAUCAGAAGACAAUACAUUUCAAUCUGUAGAAUACCAUGUGAAAAAUCCUUACCUUAAUUCAUUGCUGCCCGAAACACAAAGAAACACAACUAAAUGUUUGUCAUACAAUGAGUCCUUUACAGUCGUGCCAAAAGUUGAAAUGUUUGAGCCCAUUGAACCACCAUUAUACAUGGAAACUGAUGAAAAUAUAUCAGUAAAUCAGUCUUAUGGUAUGAAAAAGAAUCCACUGAAGGAUGUGCAAUCAAAUAACAUUUAUUUUAAGAAACCAAAAGACAAUGUGUCCCCUAGCACUAAAACAAAAUUUCCACAAAAUGGACAUUCUAUAAAUGAAGAUGACGAAGGUGCAGAUGGCAAAGUCAAACUGAUCCUUGACAAGAAAGAAAAUCAUUGUGAUGGGACCUUUAACUUGCCCGAAAAAGGGAAAUCUGGCCAUAUCCUUGCUCCAUUUUUGCCCACCAAUUCCCAAGGUAACACCUAAUCGAUUUGAACCAUCCUCUUCAUUGAUAUUGAAGACAAGCUCCUUCCAAAUGCAAGUUUUUCAUGCUGGUGUGGUUAACUGGUUGUUUUUGCUGAUCCUUUGUAUGGCAGUUACUGUUACUCCCUUGUUGGUAACAAUACCAACAGAUUGCAGCAACAUCCAGCAUUUUUCUUCUUCAUGGACUUUUGUCCAAAGCUACCUCCAAGGGACUCCUCUGUUCUGAUACACAGCUUAUAAAUGUUCUUAUUUUCUUGGUGUAGGUACUUUUUGGUAUGGAACAGGAAACCACAACAUUUGGAAAGAUAUUGGGGUAUAAUCUCAUGUCACUUCUGGUCAUGCCAUUUCAUGUAUUAUAGGAGUAAUGUUUGGAUUUUAGGAGAGAAUAUAUCCAUCCAAUCUAUCUGGAGCAAAAACCUUCACAGAAAAGUGGGCUCUGUUGUGUUAACUAUGCUAAUUCCAAGAUGAACCAUGAAUAUUAUUUGAACUUAAGAGAUGGAAAGUAGCAUAACAUUGAUAACAGGAACUAAUUCAAACUGUAUGUUGAAAAUCAAUAAUCAUAUCUUGAUAUGUUUUAUGUAAUUAAUAUUAAGCCAAUAUAAAUAUAGAAUACAUAGAUCCAAUCUAUGCAACGGUAGAACUUAUAAAACAAUCUUACUGUGCUGUAUAUUGCAAUUAUAUGUUUUUCAUUUCAAUACACAGUCAAGUUUUAUUAUUUCUGCUUCUUAAGAAGGGGAAGAGAAGAAAUGUUUUAACAAUGUGUGCCUUGCUGUAUAUCUUAUACCUUUUGUUAAAAAGCUGCUUUUCCCAGUUAAAAAGCUGGCUUAAAGAGAUGUGAUAGCAAGGUAUGCUGUGUGUAUAAUUUAUGUACAUAUGUACAAGAAAAUGCUAAUGUUCAUGUACAAUGAUAUACAAUGCUUUCUUGUAUUGUGUUUAUGUGUCCAGUGAUGUGGAAAAUAUUAAGCCUUAAGCUGUUAGAUUGCAUGGGUUAAAGUUAAAUUAAAGUUGGCAAAUAAAAAAUAAUUUAUCAGACAAUAAAAUGGAAUGAGUUAUUGGUUUUCAGAGGCAAACUGCCCUGCAUAUUUUGUUCCGUUUAAAAUAUAAUAAUGCAGUUUAUAGUUAAAUCUUGGGCAGAAAGAUAAAAAUUGAAAAUCAUUAAAUAACUAAGAUUGAUAUGAAAUUACCUUGAAAACUCUCAUAAAUCUGAAAAACUAUUUCAAACAAGAAUAUUAAGGCAUACAUUAGGUUUAAGCAGUUGGGAAUCAAACUGAAUAAGUGCAGAUGUAGAAGUAAGAGGGAACCAAGAGGGCAAAAAGAGGCCAUGGAAUAGAUCUUUUGGGCAAGAUAAAAGAAAGUUCUCAAGAGAUGAUGCAAGCAUAUUAAAAAUAAAAGAGUGGCUAGAGAGAGAAUUGGUCCUCUUAAAGAUCAGCAUGGCCAUCUAUCUAUGUGUACCACUAAAGAGGAUGGGUGAAAUUAUCAUUGAAUAUUUCUCACCUGUUUUUAUUGUGGACAAAAUAAUCAAAGCUAAGGCGCUGAGGCAAAUAAAUUGUCAUUUCUUGGACUAAUACUUGCAUCAUGCUGCAGGUGAAGUUCAGGAUGGUGGAUAAUGUUGCACUGUUAUUUAUGAAGGGCAGCAAGAACAAGCCAGGGAAAUAAAAACCAGUGAACCUUACAUCAGUGGUGGGUAGGUUACUAGAGGGGAUUCUAAUGGGCAGGAUCUUCCAGUAUAUUUGCAUGACAAGGACUGAUUAGGGAUAGUCAACAGUGUUUUGUGAGUGAGAAAUUGUGUCUCACAUUUGGUUAGUUUUUUGAAGAAAUUACAAAGAGGAUAAUUGAAGGCAGGUGGAUGUUGUUUAUAUGGACUUUAUCAAGGACUUUGAUAAUAUCCUGCAUGGGAGGCUUUAGUUUAGUUUUUAGUUUGGGGAGACAGCGUGGAAUCGACCUUCAGCCCACCGUGCUGACCAGCAAUCACCUUGACACUAGUUCUAUCCUACAGAUUAGGAACAAUAUUCAGAUGACACUGAAAUAGAUGGUAUCAUAGACAGUAAAGAAGGUUAUUAACAAAUGCAUUAGGAACUUGAUCAGCUAGGUAAGUAGGCAAAUGGAGUUUAAUGCAGAUAAAUAUGAAGCAUUGCAUUUUGGGAAUGAACAGUAGGACUCUGGGAAAUGUUGUCAAAUAGAGGGAGCUAAGAGUUCAUUUCGCAUCACAAGUAGACAGGGUGACGAAGAAGGCAUUUGGCACGCUGACCUUCAACAGUCAGGGCAUUAGUAUAGAAAUUAGAAUGUUAUGUUGCAGUCGCACCAAACCCAUCAUCUCUGUGUGGAGCCACAGGAGAUGAGUAAGGUCCUCAAUGAGUAUUUCUCCAUUUUUACUGUGGAGAAAUGUGAUCUCUUGGACUAUGUAGGAAUUAUCUGGGGAAAAGGUUCUAUCUAUCCUAGCUACACCUCUCAUUAUUUUAUAUUUUUUUAUCCAAAGACCUUACAACCUCGGCGUUCCAGUGAAAACAAUCCAAGUCUAUCCUACCACUCCCUGUAGUUGAUGUUCUCUAAACCAUGCUCGUAAGCUUCCUCUGCACCCUUUCCAAAGCUUACCCAUUCUUUCUGGGGGAAACCAAGAACUGCACUCAGUACACCAAAUAUUCCUCAUUGGCCUUCCUCAGUAUUGAGUAUAGAAGUUGGGAUGUUAUGUUAUAAUUGUACAAGACAUAGGUGAGGCUGCAUUUGGAGUAUUGUGUUCAGUAUUUUUCACCCUACUAUGGGAUGUUGUUAACCUGGAAAGAGUGCAGAGAAGAUUUACAAGGAUUUUGCCAGAACAUGAGAGCCUGAGCUGUAGGGAGAGGCUGGGCAGGAUAGGAGUUUAUUCCUUGGAAAGCUGGAGACUGGAAGUGAUCUUAUAGAGGUGGAUAAGAGGGAUAGGAUGAAUGUACAGAGUCUUUUACCCAGAGCAGGGGUAUAAAUCAGAGGACAUAGGUUUAAGGUGAGAGGGGAAAGAUUUAGUCGGAACCUGAGGGGCGAUCUUUUCACACAUAGGGUUUGGGAUAUAUGGGGCAAGCUGCCGGAGGUGGUAGUUGAGGCAAGUACUAUAUCAAUAUUUAAAAGACCCCAUUUGGAAAGGUACAUGGAUAGGAAAGGUUUAGAGGCAUAUUGGCCAAAUGCAGACAGGUAGGACUAGUGUAGAUGGGGCAUCUUGAUUGGCAUGGGCAAGUUGGGCUAAAAGGCCUGUUUCUGUGCUGUGUGACUUGCACAAGAUGCUGGUGAGGCCAUACGUUGAGUAUUGUGUACACUUUUGGGUAUCCUGCAACAGGAAAGAUGUCAUUAAGCUGGAAAGAGUGCAAAUAAGAUUUACACCAGGACACGUGAGCCUGUGUUAAUGGGAGAGGUUGGGAAGGCAAUGACUUUAAGCUUUGGAACUUAAGACUGAAGGGUAGCCUUGUAAAGGUAUAUAAAUUCAUGAAGAACAUGGAUAAUGUGAAUGCAGUCUUUUUCCCAGGUAUUUGGAAUCAAAAACUUGAGGGCUUAUGUUUAAGGUGAGAGGGUAAAUAUUUAGCAGGGGAACUUCUUCACACAGAAACUGAUGCUGUAUGGACGGCGUUGUUAGAGAAAGUAGAGAGAAAGAUACAAUAUUUAAAAGAUCUUUGUAAUAUGGAUAAGAAAGGUUUAGUGGGAUAUGGUCUAAACACAAGCAAAUGGGACUAGAUUUGAUGAGUAGUUUGGAUGGCAUGGGCAAGUUGGUCUCAAUGGCCUGUUUCCAUGCUAUGUCUCAAAUUAAAACUAAACUAAUACCAAUUUGAAAUUCCUUCUCGACUUUGGACCAGAGAUUCCCAUUAGUCAGUUGUUUUUUGAAAGUUGUUUGUUAAUAGUCCAGUGAGUAGAGAAGUUAGAAGAAGCUCUCUAAAGUAAAUCAAAAGCAUCCCUCUGUGGAGCCAGGAGGAGGAAAGUAUAUAAAGCAAGGGAUGUCUAUAUGCCUCUGAUGUUGCGGGCUCCCCCAUUCUUACAUUCAAAAUGGUUACAGUCCCAACUCAUCUAGCUGGUUACCCGCAUACCUAGCAAUAUUAAUUGUUGUGUCAACUAUUGCUCACUUUUGAACUCUUUCUAUGGACUGCUGAAUAGAAAAUUAUGAACCGAUUAUUAUUAACUAUCUUUUGAUCUGGGUGUAGGUUUUGUGGAAAUUAGUGUUUACUGAAGAUUUUUGUCUUAAAUUGAAAUUAAAGUAGUAAACUCUUAGUUUCACUGACAUCAAUUUCAUAUUAUUCCAUGACAGUUGUGACUUGGGACUGGAAUGUUUAACCAACGUUGUUAAUAAAAGAACUCCUGUACAAAAUAUAUUGUAUUUGACAGUGCAUCCAGAUUAUGCAAAAGAAAAUUAAGUCAAUAGGCAUUGUAUAUUCCAUGAAAUGCCCCAUGUGACAUGCUCAUUAUGUAAAAUAAAUAUUAAUUUGUGAAUGUUCUGAAAAUAUAUGAAAAAUUAUGUAAUACACUUCAGAGAGAUGGGCCAAAUGCAAGCAACCCACUGAGUCCAUGUCAACCAUUGAUCACCUGUUCACGCUAGUUCUCUGCCAUCCUACUUUCUCAUCCACUCCCUACACCCUAGGGGCAAUUUAUAGAGGCUAACUAACCAGGAAGUCCAUACAACCUUGGGAUGUGGGAGGAAACUGGAGUACCCAGAGGAAACCAAAGCAGUCACAGGGGAAACAUGCAAACUCCACACAGACAGCACCCGAGGUCAGGAUCAAACCCGGGUCUCUAGCACUGUGAGGGAACAGCUAUAAUUGCUGCGCCACUGAUCCACCACCUUUGACUUCUUUGAUGGUGUGCCUAAACAUACUGAUGAAGGACAGUAUGAUUCAAAGUAUAUAAUAGACAAUAAGUGCAGGAGUAGGCCAUUCGGCCCUUCGAGCCAGCACCGCCAUUCAACACCGCUGAUCAUCCACUAUCAGUACCCCGUUCCUGCCUUCUCCCCAAUCUGACUCAAAAUAAGUUAUCAAAGGAGAUUAUACAAAGAAGUAUGAAAGGGCAGUAUUUUUGGGUGUGUCAGCUUCAUAUAAGCUUUCUCACAUCUUACCCAUUGUACACCAUCAACAAAUCUUUCAAUUAUUUUCCCCUGCAUAUAUUUAUCAAGUUCCUCCUUGGACAUUCAUACUGUUCACCUCAGCUUUUGCAAUCUCCAGGAUGAAAUAAUUAAUUAUGACUUUUAAUGUUAUGCAUUUCAUAACCUACGCAAAUAUAUUUCCAGAAGGAAACAGUAUUUGCAGAUUUCCUGGCAGUACAAAAUUGAACGAAAUAAUAUGUAGCUUCAGAAAGAAUUAUCCAUAUGGUGUAGUGGAUCUGAAAUUACUUAAUAACCAACAAUCAUUUUUUAAUAUGGAUGUUCAAAAUAAUCCAUAAAACUAUUAAACCGAAUAAUUUUGAAUGAAAGGGGAAUAGUUAGUGGAAAAGAAAAAAACACAAAUCAAAUGGUUUGAUGUUAAGAAUCCUGGAGAAACUCAGCGGGUGAGGCAGCAUCUAUGGAGCGGAGGAAUAGGUGACAUGUCAGGUCAAAACCCUUCUUCAGACUGACGAGGUGGUGGGUGCGAGAAGAAGAAAGGAAGAGGCGGAGACAGUGGGCUGUGGGAGAGCUGGGAAGGGGAAGGAGGGAGAAAGCAAGGACUACCUGAAAUUGGAGAAGUCAAUGUUCACUCAGAGUCAUACUGGCCCAACCUGCCCAAGAUACCCAUCUACAUACAGUAUGUCCCACCAGCCCAUGUUAGGACCAUAUCCCCCUAAACCUUUACUAUCCAGAUACUCAUCCAAAUGCCUUUUAAAUAUUGUCAUAGUACCUGCCUCAACUAUCUCUUCUGGCAGCUCAUUGCAUAUGCACACCAACAGUUCAAAAAAUAUGGCUCAUAUGAAAGCAUUUAAAAAUUGGUUGGGGAAUUGUUAAUUGCCAUCCUGAAAGGUGUUAUUGUUACCAUUUACAUACAUUGAGCACAAAUCACCAAUCUAAUAUCUAAACUGGAUUUAACUGUCUGAUCUUGGUUUGCGGAUUCUUUUGCUCACUGUUAAUAUUAAGCUUAACUUUGAGUUAAUUCAAAAAGAUAACACCCAUAUCUUUCUAGUAUUUGUAUGUAAUUAAACAGUAUAUUUGCACUUUUAUCACAUGGAUGAAAACAAAACUAUUUAUGGGAUACCUUCUCCAUCAUUCAUUCUUGAUAUAGCUUGGUAUGUUUAUUAAUCAUCAAUGAGUGAAUAAAAGUCAAUGAAUGAUGCAACUGUAUGGAUUGAUAUAGAAAUGAAUUUGUUUAAUUAAACUUUUUAUUGUUAAAAAUAGAAUGCAUGUCAUAUAAUUUAAUAAUCUAUAUUUUUCAUGCCAAUUAUGUUUUAGUUGUUGCAACACUAUUAGUCUAUCUAUUUUAAAGACUAUUAUCUUUUUCCUCCAGAUCUAAUAUGUUGAAAAUGAAAACUUGAUUGUUAUCACUAAAGUUAGUUAAAAUUAUACAAUUUAUUUCAAUAAAAUGUAUGUUCAAAAGUAACAAACAGGAAAAAACAAACUGCUGGUGGAACUCAGUGGGUAAGGCAGCAUCUGUGGAGGGAAUGGACAGACAAUGUUUUGGGUCAGAACCCUUCUUCAGACUGAAGAAAGGACCAACCCAAAACGGUGUCUAUCAAUUCCCUCUGGAGAUGCUACCUGACCUGCUGAGUUCAUCCAGCAGUUUGUUUUUUGCUCGAGAUUUUGGCAUCUGCAGUUUCUUGCAUCUUUAAUUCAAAAUCAUGCUUCCAUAAAAAUGUAUGCACAAAUGGAUGUCUUGAUUCUAUUGAUAUAUCUAUGCAACAAAAUGAUAAUCUCAAAUGAGGUGGCUUCUUUUAUUAUGUUAAUUGCUCAUGAAACCAAAUAAUAUCAGAUAAUUGACCUUUAGGUUUCAGUUUUGCUUAUACUUACUUAAGCUUCUAAAGUACUAAUUCCCUAAAAUGGAAUUUAAGAACAAAUUUUGCCAUGUACUUUGUUGUAUAUCGUUACACAAUUUCUGGUGCAACCAAUUAAAUUUUGAAAAUGACAUUUGAAAUUGAUUGUAUAUCUCACUGUGGAAGGAAGUAUUAAGUGAAGUCUUGAAGCAUUCCCAUUUUCCUGCAAUUUAAAAGUUUUAAAGAAGAUUAUAAACAAUGUAAUUACAAAAGUCUAACUAAUCAUGUAUCAACAUAAUUAUGUUAAACAAGAUGCAUAAAUAUCUCAGAUAGUUAAAUUAUACAUUAUAGAUACUGGCAUCCUUUUUGUAAAGUAAGAAUAAUUAUCAAUAUGUAAUUGUUAUAUCAAAUCAAAAGAUUUCAGCUUGAUUUAUGAGAUUGGAAUGCUGCAUUGGACUUUCAAGUUCUUUCAUUUUCGUUCAGGUGUUGAUGUUGUUACAUGUUAAUUGCCAACAAUAACAGUUCCCAAAUUUAGAACAAAAAUAUUAUAUUUGCUACCAUGUUAACUUUGCCUUUUUGUAAUUUGACUGAAGUGUAACUGCUUUCAGCAGAGUUUAAAAGCGAUAUAAUUGGUAUUGUAAUCACAAGAACGUUUCAGAGUAGUUGUUGUUCAUAUUUGAUUUUCUUGUGCAGGUACCUGGCACCUAUUAGUUAAUAGAUGAGUGAAAUUCAAUUGACCAGCUCCUAAGAUAAUGUGCAGGAAAGAACUUCAGAUGCUGGUUUAAAUCGAAGGUAGACACAAAAUGCUGGAGUAACUCAGCGGGUCAGGCAGCAUCUCUGGAGAGAAGGAAUGGGUGACGUUUCAGGUCGAGGCCAUUCUUUAGACUCCUAAGAUGAAGUUCCGAGUAUGCCCCGUGUAUUUGGUGGUAAUAUUUAAAUACUUGUAUAUGGCUCGGGCCCUUGGGAAAAUCAUUGUGAUGGUCAAGUGAAGAAGAUGAAUUAAAUUAAUAAGAAAACUAUCCUUGCACAGAUACAUUUGAAACAUAUCAUCGGCAUUGUUAAUAUUAGCACCACAUUUCUAUUGAAAUUUUAUCCGCAAUGAUAAUGUUAACAAAAUAUUGCCAAAUCACCAAAAAAAAUUUUGUUUGGUGGGUAAUCGAUAAUUUGUCUAUCUUUGUUCCCAACCCGUUAUCACAGUCCAUUAUACGUUAAUAAAUCCAUUUAUUAAUGUCAUUGGCAUAGGAUCCCAACUCCUGAACUCAUACAAUAGGAAACGUCGAGUGCAAUGUCUACUUUUUUUCAAUUCAUUAUUAUUUUUAAUUUCAAUGGGGGGGGGGGGGUCCCGCCAGUUUGUGCACCCAAUGUAAUUCCACCACACGUGCAAUUGAUAUAUGUAAAUUAGUCUUUUCCAGCAUUGUGACUUGAUUAUCUUCUUCCUAAGGCCAAAUACGAAGAUUUUUCCCGAUGUGGCCUUUCAUUGAUUUAAGGAUGUGCUAAAUGGCUCAACGAGACAAACGUUGGAUCGGUUGCACAUAUGCACGAUCAUAUUGUGCCAUAUAAGAGAUGAUCCGCUAAUAAUUAGUAAGUUGUAACGUAGCACUAAGGACGGCGUCAAUGGGACGAAUCGCUCAACAAUGACAUGAAAGUAAACUAAAUCGCGACCCUUCUUGCUGACCCGUUCCAGCACUUUGUGUCUUUUUUCCACUACAACAGUGAUCGCCGUGGAUGGUCUGUGUUAGCGGGAAGCCGCGAGCAUUUAUCAUCCCUAGAUCUCCAGAAAAUGCGUAAUGCUACAAAACCGCUGCUACAUAUUACUAAUGUUAAUGGACUGAAGAUUUUUGAUUCUGAAUUGACGAAGCUCUUCUACUGUUGCAGCCUGCAGCGUUGCGCUCGCUGUGCAUAUUGUCAGCCCAACUUUUAAUGCGAGAACAGACAGAUACAAAGCUUUGGGAGAUCCAGUCAUAACGCCGAUAAUUCAUAAUAAAUUAAAAUACAGAAUUUAAUAGAAUAAAGGUUUAUAGGGUACAUGCUUCCGUGUGCAUCGUCUGUAUCUGAUCAUUCAGGAUGUUUCGUUACUUUCAAUUCCUGCGGGACCACAAACCAAAAUGUCAUUAAUUUUAAUGUUGCAAACACACAGUUAUUUCCUAUUCGCCCGGGGUUGCCAACUUAUUGAGUCUGAAGAAGGGUCUCAACCCAAAACGUUGCCCAUUCCUUCUUUCCAGAGAUGCUGCCUUUUACCCGCUGAGUUACUCCAGCAAUUUGUGUCUACCUAUUGAAUGUUCUUCCGCCUUUGGUCUGCCAGUGCGCUAAUGUUUUCACAGAUACACAACUUUCGAAUGGGUUAAACUGAUGACAAUAGAUCCACAACUACCCGUGCGCAAGUACAAUUUCAUUUUGUACAUUUUAUAACUAACAUGAUACAAUAAUCAAAAUGAUUUUGUUACUGGUUUGCGGAUUUCCGAUCUCAUGAUUUUUUGCGGACUGGCAAAUUUGCUUCUUUCCAACAGUUUUAAACCCUAAAGAGUUAAGCCAUGUAUAGUCCUAAAAACAUGCAUAGACUACGUUGCGAAUCGUUAUCACGUUACAAAUAAAGAAAAUGUGUUGAAACAUUCACAUCGGAGCACAUUUUUUCCCGAUUGAACAUAACCUAGUAUAUUAACUUGAGCAUCUGCUCAGUUAAAGGACUGAAAGUCGUGCUUCAUCGAGAUCACGUUCAGAAUCAGACAGUUUCUGAGAAUCCAACACUUUACUGUAAGUGAAAUUAUCUAACCUCGGGGAGCAUGCCGCCCUUGAAUUAAAGUUUUGAUGCGCGAACCAUCGCAGUAGCCAAAAAGAAAAAAACAGAGGAGCCAAGUAUGUCAGUCAGUGGCUGGUGUGCUGAUGAGAUUGCAGACUAUAACCUAAGAC
Molecule: messenger RNA, 19041 nt
Organism: Leucoraja erinaceus (little skate)
Lineage: Eukaryota; Metazoa; Chordata; Chondrichthyes; Rajiformes; Rajidae
Gene: akap6
Product: A kinase (PRKA) anchor protein 6
Exons: 15
Coding region: 1708-9258 (2516 amino acids)
Cellular component (GO): sarcoplasmic reticulum; perinuclear region of cytoplasm
Molecular function (GO): protein kinase A binding; transmembrane transporter binding
Source: RefSeq, a predicted model, not a curated record